Messenger RNA from Cyphomyrmex costatus, 1167 nucleotides. RefSeq names its product syntaxin 16 (gene Syx16). The record is from RefSeq and is a predicted model, not a curated record. Bases 199 to 1167 code for a protein of 322 amino acids. The transcript is spliced from 5 exons. Gene Ontology annotation, cellular component: membrane; SNARE complex; endomembrane system. Gene Ontology annotation, biological process: vesicle-mediated transport; intracellular protein transport; vesicle fusion. NCBI's taxonomy places the organism in Eukaryota, Metazoa, Arthropoda, Insecta, Hymenoptera, Formicidae. Gene Ontology annotation, molecular function: SNAP receptor activity; SNARE binding.
UAUAAAAACUGUAAACUAGUAUAAAGAAUGAAAAGAUAAUAUGCAAGGAAACAUAAGCUGAACACACUUUGAGCUCCGCCGAGCAAGAUGGUAAUCAGCUGUUUCAAGAUGACAGCUGAUCCGGUACGUGGUGCGUAGUGCGGCGUGAUGAAAUAAUUACGAGAUCAUAUUGUGAUAAGAAGAGAUAACAGCACAAAAAUGGCUACAAGAAAUUUAACUGAGCCCUUCAUUUUAAUGCGAAACAAUGCUGUCCAGAGUAGGCACAUUUAUGCUGAACAAAAUCUUACUGAUAUUGUAGCACUGGUGGAAUCAGAUUCUGACGUAUCCAACAAUGUCGAACUGAAGGGUAUGAAUAAUGAUGCACCUCCCGCCUGGGCAGAUGCCUUAGAAGAAACACAAUACAUCCUAAGCAGAUUACGGGUGAAAAUAGACAGUUUGGUCGAGCUACACUCUAAACAGCUCACCAGGCCUACCCUGGAUGAUACAUCUCAGGAAGAAAGACAAAUGGAACAACUAACACGAGAGAUUGGACGUGCAUUCUCCAAUGGCUACAGACAAGUACAAACAAUUAAGUCAGCUGGCAGACACGAAACUAAGCCCGCAGAACGUCGGCUAGCUAAUAGUGCAGUAAUGGCACUUUCGACUGCAUUACAGGAGUUAGGUCUUCGAUAUAGAACUGCACAGAACCAUUAUCUGACACAGGUGAAAUCAAGAGAAGAGAGGAAUAAUCAAUUCUUCGCAGAAGAUCAAUCUCUUUUAAAUAGUAUAGCAACCGAUUCUUGGGUGACAGAAUUGAACGAGGCAGCUGGUAAUAAUUGGCAAAAAAAUGAGCAAAGACAGGAUUCGGUUUUAUUGCAGUUGGAGGAGCCGGAAGAUAGAAUGAAAUUAGCAAUGGAAAGAGAGGACCAGAUUGGAAGUAUAGUUCAAAGUAUAGCAGAUUUAAAACAUAUUUUUAAGGAUCUUGCAGUAAUGGUACAGGAUCAGGGUACUAUUUUAGAUCGAAUCGAUUACAAUAUAGAGCAAACGCAAGUACAAGUACAAGAAGGUUAUAAACAAUUGAAGAAAGCUGACUCAUAUCAGAAGGCUAAUAAAAAACUAUAUUGUAUCGUGAUUCUCGCGGCUGCUAUUAUACUACUUAGCUUCUUGUUCGUCAUAUUUAAGACGUAG